AUGCAGGCCGACGCGGCGAGCCUGGACCCGAUCACAAAGAAGCUGCUCGCCAGCCCCGGAUUGGAGCUGUCGCCGGCCGAGUCGCGAGCCUGCCUCGUGCGCUGCAUUGCGCACGGCGAGGCUGUCGCGAGUCGGGCCGCCGGCAAGCGGAUCGUGGUUGUGCUGGGCAACACCGGCGCUGGAAAGUCGGCCUUCAUCAACUAUCUCCACGGCUGCAAGUUUCAGUACGAGGAGGAGGACAAGAUGGUCGUGCGCGACGACUCCGAGCUGGAGGAGCUGAUGCGCAUCGGCCACACAAACAGGUCGGAGACCUUCUCUCCCCAGGUGGAGGAUGCGACCGAUAGCCUCGGGAGCGGCUUCGCGUACGCCGACUGCCCGGGCGUCCCUCGACAGCCGCCGGCCUCGAGAUCGGCGAGGAGGACGCUCACCCGAGCCUGCCCGGAGGUAGGCUUUCUCGACAACCGCGGCUUCGAGAUCAACGUCGCCAACGCGGCCAACGUCAGGCACACCGUCUGCGCGGCGUCGAGCGCGGUCGUGGUUGUCGUGGUCAACUAUUACUCGCUGCGCGCCGACCGCGGCAAAGGCCUGCACGACCUGCUCCGGAUCCUGCUCAGUCUGUUUGGCUCGGUCGAGCAGGUCGAGGCGCACGCGCCGUCGGUGCUGCUCGCAAUCAGCCAGGCGCCAGUGACGCACCCGGAGACGGGCGCCGCCAUGUCCAUCGAGCGGUACAUGCGCACCCUCCUCAGCCCCUCCGGCCUCGACACUGCGACCGGCGAGGUGCUGCACGCCCUCUCCGGCCGCGUGUGCGUCUUCCACCUCCUCGGCCGCGGCGACUCCUCGUGGCUGACCCGCGACGCCCUCCUCGAGCGGGUGCGAGGCUUGCCGCCCAUCGGCACACCGUCCUCGCUCUUCCAGUCGGUGCUCGGCAGCGAGGACCGGGAGCGGCUCCGCGCGCUCAUCGCCGCGCUGGGGAAAGACUUGCGCGAAUGCCUCUCGCGCUGCGAGCUGAGAGCGGCGCGGCUGGCGGCCGAGCUGCUCGAGCUGCGCGUGGUGGAGCACGGGUUCGUCUCGUCGCUCGUCGAGGGCGAGGCCGUGGCACCGGUGGACGCCCUCUUCCUCGACGGCGGCUUGGACGGCGGCGACGACGCGGCUGACGGCGAGACGCUCGAGGAGGCGCGUGGGGCGCUGCGCGGCGUGGGCGAGCUGCUGACCGCGUUCGCAGGCAUCGACGUCGCGCUGGUGGCGCAGGCGGAGGCGAGGCUCGCGAGUGCAGAGGAGCGGCGUGCCGAGGCGCGGGAGAUGGCGGCGGCGCUGCAGCAGACGCUCCGCACGGUGGGGGCGCACGCGCUUGGCGAGGAGUGCAACGUGGAGCCACCCAAUCUCGGCGAGGAGUACAACGUGGUUCGCGAGGUGCUCGCGCUCCCUCGCGCGGUAGCGGCGGCGAGGGAGGGGCAGGCGCGGCGGCAGCGCGCGCUCGAGAGGGCGCACGCGGAGCAGCUGGGCGCGCUGGGCGAGAGCGGGGUCGCGGUCCGGCGGAGGGAGGCCGAGGAUAGGCACGCCGCAGAGAGGCGCGAGGAGGUGCUCCGCUCCGCCGCUGCAGACGCGGCGGAGGCAGGCGCGCUGAGGCUGGUCUCGCGUUUGGGCAACAGGCGGAGAGACGUGGACUUGCUGCAGCGCGAGGAGGGGAGGGCGGGCGGUUUUUGGGAAAAGGCGGGCCACGUGGGCCAGGGCGGCCAGGCUUUGCGCGCGUCCGCGCCGCCCGCGUUUGUGGACCUGUCGAGGAAGGGGCUGACGCCGCGCGACCUCGACGUGGUUGCGACGCUUCUCCGCACCCUCCCACCGCUUGCGGACGUCCGGGCGCUGGCGCUGAGCGGCAACGGAUUUGCCGACGCCGGCGCCUCUGCGCUCGCCGACGCGGGGGCACAUGGCGCGUUGGCGGCUCUCGAGCGGCUCUUCCUCGACAACGCCCUUCCUACAGGCGGGCUGGCCGAGCUGGCCGCCGCUCUGGCCGGUGGAGCGAUGCCGCGGAUCCACUUUGUCGACCUGACGCGAAACGGCAUCGGGGACGGCGGCGUGGCGGCGCUGGCGGACGCGAUCCGAGGCGGAGCACUGCCGCAGCUGCAGACCCUCUACCUAUACAACAACCGGGUUGGCAGCGCCGGGCUCGCCGCGCUGGUGGAUGCUCUCUGCGCCUCCGGUUGCAGGCUCGAGAAGCUGUACGUGGACAACAACCAGGUCGGAGAGGCGGGCGUGGCGGCGCUCGUGAGGGCGGUCGAGGGCGGGCACUUGCGGUCGCUCCGGUCGCUCCACCUCUCGGGCAAUCCGGCGCCUGCGGACUUGGUGCAGGCUGCCGUGCAGGCUGUCGAGGGCCAGGCGGCCGGCGACGCCCCGCGCAAGCGCCCGGCGCCGCAGACGCGUGAUAUAGAGGCGCCCCCGGUGGACUAA
Emiliania huxleyi CCMP1516 is the source of this 2445-nucleotide messenger RNA. RefSeq lists its product as hypothetical. NCBI's taxonomy places the organism in Eukaryota, Haptophyta, Isochrysidales, Noelaerhabdaceae. Gene Ontology annotation, molecular function: small GTPase binding; GTPase activator activity. The coding region runs from base 1 to 2445 and encodes 814 amino acids. Gene Ontology annotation, cellular component: perinuclear region of cytoplasm; nucleus; cytosol. The transcript is spliced from 14 exons. The record is from RefSeq and is a predicted model, not a curated record. Gene Ontology annotation, biological process: activation of GTPase activity; nucleocytoplasmic transport.